AUUGCACAGAUUAAACCAUAAGGAGCCACCAGUGGGAAGAGUCCGAAUGGAGACCCCUGACGGGCCAUGGGCAUGGUGGGUUCUUGUUGCUGCAAUGCUAACCCAUGGGUUGACUCUUGGGUUUCCUUCCUCCAUUGGAGUGUUUUAUACAGACCUCCAGAACUCCUUUAGGGCAUCUAACACCGAGAUUUCCUGGUUCCCAUCUAUCGUGAUGGCUGUGCUGCAUGCUGGAGGUCCAUUGUGCAGCAUUAUGGUAGAAAAACUUGGUUGCAGAGUAACAGUAAUGGUUGGUGGUCUCUUAUGUGGGAUUGGGAUGGUCAGCAGUUCUUUUUCUCAGACUACAAUUCAUCUAUACCUAAGUGCUGGAGUUAUUGGAGGCUUGGGACUUUGUUUCUGCUUUCAAGCAGCAGUCACAGUACUUGGUUACUAUUUCGUUAAACGUCGGACUUUAGCCAAUGCUCUGGCCUCUACAGGGGCCUCAAUAGGAAUGGCCCUCUGGCCCAUUGCAUCCCAGCAUCUCUUGGAGGCAAUGGGAUGGAGAGGUUCCUUUAUGAUCUUUGGUGGCGUGUUGCUAAACUGCUGUGUGUGUGGUGCCAUGAUGAGGCCUGUUAAAGCUUUACCAGUGGCCCCUUCUAAAGAUGGAACCUUAUCAACAGCCAAUGGAGUUGCCAGCAGCCUUGAAGAAGGCGAACGUGGUAAAGGCCUGCAGAGAUACAUGGCUUUUGACUUACUUCUUCAGCAUAGACGAUAUCAGAUUUACACCAUAGGUGUCACCUGGAUGGUUUUAGGCUUUGUUUUGCCUCUUUUCUACUUGGUACCACAUGCUACCAGCAAAGGCAUAGAAGAAUCAACAGCUGCACUUCUGCUUUCACUUAUAGGCUUCAUCAAUAUUUUUGCACGUCCAGUGUCAGGACUUGUGUCUCAGAAUCGGAUAUUUUCUGGAAAGCUAAUUUACUUAUUUAGUGGGGCAGUAAUUGUGAAUGGUCUUAGCAACUUGGUGUGUGCAGCUUUUUCAUCCUUCUCAGCAUUUAUUAUUUAUUGUGCCUUGUAUGGAAUUUCUAUGAGCGUGAUUGGAUCCCUUAUAUUUCAAGUACUAAUGGAUAUAGUUGGCAUGAAGCGAUUUCCUGGAGCUUUUGGACUUUUUACCAUCCUGGCAAGUGUUACUAUCUUGAUGGGACCACCACUAGCAGGUUUACUGGUGGACAUCACUGGUCAAUAUAACCUAGUUUUCUACUUCAGCUGUAUUGCUGUGACCUCAUCUGGAAUGUUUAUGUGUUUGGCAUCUUACAUACUUGACAAAAAAGAAAGGAGGACUGAAAUAAAAAUCAAUAACUCUAAUGCUAAUCCCAUUACUACUGAGCACCAAAAUAUUAUUUAUCGCCCAGCAACAAAACAAGAAGAUUUUGUAAUAUGAGUGGCCAUAAUAUGAAGAAUGGCCAGCCAAUGCUCUCACCAAAUGGAAUCUUCCAGGAUAUUAUAAAGGAAGUCUAUAUCUAUGAGAUCUGUGAGAUGCCUUAAAAAAGGCUGUUCUCUCAGGAGAUUUCCAUAGUUGGUUCUUUUUUUUAUUUAUUUUUUGAACCAUUAUUAUGGUUGGAAAACCAAAACAGUGCAACUGAGGGCCAAGAGAACUGAAGAGUAGUUCACUGAUGUUUUAACUUGGGAUGGCUGAUCAAGUGGUUCAAACAAUGGAGAAAGCUUCUCCCACACACAUGUAAUGUUACAAAUUCCCAUAAUAACACAGUGUUAAACUGCUAUUUAAAAAAAGUGCUGAAAUGAUAUGUAAAUUUGAUGCAUAGUCAACUAUUUUGUACUACAAAAGUUCAAUGAAAAAUGCUUAAUCAAUUACCUCUUUUGGAAAAAAAUGUAUUAUCAUGAUGCAUCUGUUAUUUAAUACAUUGUAAUUUCAGUACUCUAAGCCUUAAAAAGGCCUUUCCUGACCAACUAAAGCCAACCAGCCUGUUUGCAGGUGCCAUAAGAUGGCCAGUGUUUCACAAUUUGUGUAACUCUAGUUGACAUUAAAGGGGUAUUCCAGGAAAAAAAAAACUUUUUUUUUUCUAUAUCAACUGGC
Hyla sarda is the source of this 2068-nucleotide messenger RNA. RefSeq names its product solute carrier family 16 member 5 (gene SLC16A5). Gene Ontology annotation, molecular function: monocarboxylic acid transmembrane transporter activity. The transcript has 4 exons. The coding region runs from base 47 to 1414 and encodes 455 amino acids. The record is from RefSeq and is a predicted model, not a curated record. Lineage: Eukaryota; Metazoa; Chordata; Amphibia; Anura; Hylidae. Gene Ontology annotation, biological process: monocarboxylic acid transport; transmembrane transport.